This is a messenger RNA of Linum tenue, 2336 nucleotides long. The record is from the annotation of a GenBank genome assembly. Lineage: Eukaryota; Viridiplantae; Streptophyta; Magnoliopsida; Malpighiales; Linaceae.
GAAAUUCCCAUUGAAUUAGAUAAUCUAAAUGCUCUGGAAAAACUCGUCAUGCGUGACAACAAGCUCAAUGGGUCAAUCCCUAAGACCAUAUUCAACAUUUCCUCCUUAAAGGUGAUAGAGUUUUCUUUCAAUGAACUAUCAGGAGAUCUCCCAAUAACUACAUUGGGCUCACAACUUACCAAUCUUGAGUGGCUUGGUGUAAGCAGUAACAACCUCAGUGGAAGCAUCCCACCAUCAAUCUCCAAUGCCUCUAAGCUUUGGGUUCUGGAGCUAUCUAACAACACAUUCCACGGCCGUGUUCCUGAUGCCCUUAGCAAUCUGCAAUCCAUCCAAUGGUUUCACAUAUGGGGCAAUAGAGAUCUCGUUGUUCCUCCUUCCUUCCUCACUUCUCUGACGAGGUGCGCUCAUCUGGAAGUACUAGACUUUUCAUCCACUCUGUUUGAGGCUGCACUUCCAAGUUCCAUAGGCAACCUCUCCUCGUCCAUGGAACAGUUUGUAGCACUAAACUGCGGGUUGAAGGGCUACAUCCCAGAUGCAGUUGGUAACUUGAGCAACUUGGUGAGGCUCGAGCUCUCAUCCAAUCAGUUAAGUGGAUCCAUCCCGCGAGCGAUACAACGAUUGAGGAUGCUCCAGGGUUUGAAUCUUGCAGAUAAUGAGUUGCAGGGACCCAUUCCUAAUGAGCUUUGUGAGUUGCAAGCAUUAGUGGAGCUAUCCUUAAGUGACAACAACCUUUCUCGACAAAUUCCAGAGUGCUUAGUCAAGCUGACUUCCCUGCAACUAUUGUACUUGCAGUUCAACAAGUUGAGCUCUGCCAUACCUUCUUCAUUUUGGAAUCACAGCUCUUUGAUAACAUUGAGCAUGGAGGGAAACUUUCUAACUGGUCAUCUUCCUCCACAAAUCAGCAACUUGAAAGCCAUGGUUGAGAUGCGCUUAUCAAGGAAUCGUUUGUCAGGUGACAUUCCUGCAAGUAUUGGAGGUCUUACAAAUUUACAAUACUUGUAUAUGGAUCAAAACAAUUUCCAAGGCCCCAUUCCUGAUACUCUUGCCAGCAUCUUCACUUUGAAAUCCUUGGAUCUCUCGUCCAAUAAUCUCUCCGGCGAUAUCCCGAAAUCCUUGGAGUCACUGAGGGAUCUGCAAUAUUUCAAUGUAUCACAUAAUCAACUAUGGGGAGAAAUACCCAGUAAAGGUGCGUUUGAAGAACUUUCCUCAGAUUCAUUUAAGGGGAAUCCUGCAUUAUGUGGGUUACCCAAGUUUGGGGUUCCGUCGUGUCCUCGACCCAGGGAAAAGAAACUUGGACAUAAGCACUCAAGAAAGUUACUUAUUGCACUCAUUCUCUUCCUAGUGGUUGUUGCUAUUGCUGCUCUGUUUGUGGUGAUAUUUUGUUGGCGGAAAAGAAAAGUAGAUGAAAGAAGCAACAGGGGAGAAGAAUCACCUUUGAUUAAAUGGAAACGAAUUUCCUUGCUUGAGCUUCAGAGAGCAACUAAUGGAUUUGAUGAUAGCAACUUGUUGGGAAAAGGAAGCUUUGGUCAUGUGUAUAAAGGGGAGUUAGCAGACGAAACCGAUGUAGCCGUGAAGGUGUUCAAUGAUUUGAAAGAAGAAGAAGCCAAUGAGAGGUUGAACAUUGUGAUAGAUGUUGCAUCUGCUCUCGAAUAUCUCCAUCACGGUUAUUCGGUUCUUAUUGUUCACUGUGAUUUGAAGCCCGAGAACGUGUUGUUGGACGGAGAUCUAGUUGCUCGUCUAGGUGAUUUCGGCAUUUCCAAGUUGCUAGGUGGCGUUGAUUCCAUCACCCGGACAUUAACGUUGGGCACAGUUGGAUACAUAGCACCAGAAUUCGGUGGGGAAGGAAUUGUGUCGAUAAAGAGCGACGUGUAUAGUUUUGGUAUUCUACUAAUGGAAGUUUUCACGAGAAGGAAACCCACAGAGGAAUCAUUUGACGGGGGAAGGAACAUGAAGCAAUGGGUUACUACAUUACUACCUACGAGAGUGACUGAGCUUGCUGAUGCAAAUUUGUUGACGGAUGAAACAAGAAUACACCUCACGACUAAAGUCGAUUGCAUAUCAUCAAUUAUGAAACUCGCAUUAACAUGUUGCAUAGACACACCUGAAGACAGGAUGGAUAUUAGUGAUGUGCUUUCCAAUCUUAAGAAGAUAAAGUUACAAAUCUCAAAGUCGAGACGCUUGGAUUGCGAAUUUAAAUAGAUAGAGUGGAUUCGUACUUAUAGCUAGCGUUGAAGUUGAGAUACUAUUAAAUUGGUGAUGAUAUGUAUAAUGAAAAUCUUGGGUAGCAAUGACUCACGUAGUUCUUGCUCUGUAUGUGUUGAAACUUUAAACUUUAU